AUGCAAUUAUUUGUCUCAUUACAUGAUCAUGAAGAUGUGAGGCACAGCGAAUUUGUAUUCAUUUUCAACGCAAAGGUAUGUAUGUAUUUUUUAAUUGUUGGCCAAGUGUAUGUUAGUAAAAAAAAUCAAUUUAGACUACUCUAAAUCGGCUGGUCGAAUGCAUUGCCGUGCGAUUUAAUAUUCCACUUUUGCAUCUGAAAUUGUUCACCACUGGAGGAGAGAUCAUAAGAUUUCAUUUGAAUUGGAAACUUUCUCAAAUGAACUUGAAUCACCUUGAUAAUGUAAUUGUGGUAAGUUUUCAAAUUUAUCUACUUAUAUUUCAUGGAAAAAUUUUUUUGGACCUUUUUAGGCCUUUCGAGAAAAAAUUCCCUGGGCUUUCACUAUUCAAAGGGGGCCCAAUCUUUUGAGCAAAUAAAAUUUUGUCGUCUUACCCCCCCCCCCCUUUAAGCUAUUGCUUUUUUCAGAAACAUGACAAACUUGUCAAUUGGGUUCAAUUUCUCAGUAGUUUGGAGACGGUCAAAAAUGCGAAAAAUUCAAGGCUGAUUAAAUGGGAGUUGGAUUCUGCGUCGCAACAACUCCCCGUCCUCGUAAAUUCCAAGUUCUUUCUCGCGUAUGUGAAAUUUGAUAGCACGCCUAGGAUGUUUUUCGAAGAGUUCGGUAACUGCUUAUAUUUGAAUAGCGAAUUCAAGACCAUCGAAAUCGCAUCAAAACAUUACUUCUCCAUUAUUCUGAAGGAUAAUCCUGCGUGUCCCAAUUUGCAAUUCAAAUGUGUGAAUAAAAGACGUGCCCGUCUUGGUCUUCAGGUGAGAGUUACUGCUGUCCACUGUACUUCUCAUUGAAUAAUAUGUUCUAAGGGUGGAUUGGAAUGCCACAUAUACGAACAAGGACAAUUGGCAAAGAUAUAUCAUGUCAAGAUUCACACAAAAAAGGGAACAAUUGCACGACAACACAAGUUGUGA
Caenorhabditis angaria is the source of this 959-nucleotide messenger RNA. The record is from the annotation of a GenBank genome assembly. Lineage: Eukaryota; Metazoa; Nematoda; Chromadorea; Rhabditida; Rhabditidae.